AUGACGAAUGUGGUUCCUAAUUCCAUCGUAGCAAUGGCAGCCUCGGCGAAUGGCAGUCUCUACCCAGGCACUAUACUUACAGCUACCGGGGGUGAUGGAGGAAAUCUACUGAACUCCAUGACGGGAAAGCCUGGUCAGCCUGACGCUCUCUCGAGCUCUGACUCGAUUGUCGUUGCGGGAGAUUACCUUUUCAACGUCAACGCCGGGUCUAACUCGGUCUCCAUGUUCUCUAUCGAUCCUUGGAAUCCCAUGGAACCCACACUGCUUGGUUGCAAAAGCUCCAUGGGGGAUUUCCCCGUGCCUGUGGCAGUGUCACUGAAACACAAGAUGGUGUGUGUGGCUAACACUGGCAUCAACGCCGGCGUCAGUUGCGCCUCAUUCGAUUCGACCUGCGGGAUGGGCGACUUCGAUGAGCUGCGUCGCUUGAACGUGGGUCAGACACAGAACCCACCCACUGGUUCAAUCCCCGGAGUGGGAGACAUCAUCUUCAAUGGUGAUGAGUCCGAGGUCAUUGUUUUUGUCAAGGGUAACGGUAAAGACAUGCCUGGAUUUGUCGAGAAAUACGCCGUCCUCCCAAAUGGAUCUCUUUCCCAACAAGGCGAGCAGUUCAUGCCCCCUGGUUUGGCUGUUGAGUUUGGAUCUGCUGUGAUUCCACGGAGCAACAACCUUGUCUUGUCCAGUCAGGCGAACUUUGGCGCUGUGGUCCUAGACCUCAAUGAUUUGACCGCUCAGCCGAUGGCCACAACAAACAUCACUGGCCAGGGAGCGACAUGCUGGGCCGAAAUCUCGACCUACACUGGUACUGGGUUUGUCACUGACCCGACCAUCAAUCGUUUGGUGGAGACCAACCUGACCUCUGGCAAAAUUGUCAGCGAAUACUACCCGCCCAACUACAACGCGGGCAUGACGGACUUCCGCAUCUCGGACAACAAGAUUUGGUUCUUUCGGCUGGCAAUGGGACCACUCCAGCCAGUAUCUGCACGAUCGAUACUAGCGGAGGUCCUAAGAGCGCAAAACAGAUUCAAAACAUCGCCGUCUCAGGCGCGACUGCGAAUGCUCAAGGCCUGGCAGUGUACGAGAAGUGGUGGAUGUGAUGGUCUCUGGAAGAACGGGCACAAAUUCGGCGCGGCGUGUUUUGUGGUCGAAUUUCUGUGA
Messenger RNA from Aureobasidium namibiae CBS 147.97, 1155 nucleotides. RefSeq lists its product as uncharacterized. The transcript has 2 exons. The record is from RefSeq and is a predicted model, not a curated record. Gene Ontology annotation, molecular function: protein binding. Bases 1 to 1155 code for a protein of 384 amino acids. Lineage: Eukaryota; Fungi; Ascomycota; Dothideomycetes; Dothideales; Saccotheciaceae.